This is a messenger RNA of Aspergillus caelatus, 1193 nucleotides long. RefSeq lists its product as uncharacterized. NCBI's taxonomy places the organism in Eukaryota, Fungi, Ascomycota, Eurotiomycetes, Eurotiales, Aspergillaceae. Bases 385 to 1041 code for a protein of 218 amino acids. The record is from RefSeq and is a predicted model, not a curated record. The transcript is spliced from 2 exons.
UUUCGAGUACUCAGAAUGGGUACCCCAUAAUGGCAUCCUAAUAUUGACCCCCUUGAUGUUUCUUUUCUUGAAUUUCCUAUUCCUUCAGAGCGACAAGAAGAUAUUGUCUCCAAAUUCUGGGGCAACAGCCAGAAAUAUCCAAAGUCGUAUUUUCUUCCAUGGAUCCAAUGUUAUACUGAGCAAUGCAGAAUCGCAUACCAGUCAUACGGAAGCCAUCUUGCCAUCCGCACCCAUCAACAUAUCGUGGACACUGCUAAGCGCAUCCAAGAAAAACUCUCACGCUCUGAGGUUUAUGAUUUUGUCGGACAGUGCCAGUGGACCGGUGCUUCGACAUCGAGAGACUCUAUCAAUGCCUCCAUAGAUCUCACUGCUCGACUCCUCUAUAUGCUUGAUAUUGGCGAGUUCCAAAAUGGACACUCGGGGAGGAGACCAUUACUUUGGGUCUAUGGCUCUCUCCAGGACUUCGUUCGAGAGACACUGUGUGGAGCGGACUCUCUUCCUGACGACGGAAUCAAAUUCGACAAAACAUUCAGUAUCUGCCGCAUGGUUGGCAUCGCGGGCUUCAAAGUGGAACUAACGUCAAAUUUGUCUGAUCAUCUUCGGUUCAGAGACUCCGAUAAGACUGUCAAGGUUUUCCACCAUGCAUCGUUUCUGGAGGCUCACAAACAAACCUCGAUGUACCCCUCAGGUCUUGUCGAGGAGACAUUGGCUACACUGGCCCUCUUCUUUCCAAAAGGAGACAAAGAGAUUGAGAGAUGGUACAAGAAGCAGGAUCAUGCCGAUGAGUUGGACGAGAACAUACUGAGGUGCGCCAAGAUUGACAUAGGAAUAAAAGAAUACAGAUAUUGGCAUGAUCGUCUUGUGAUUAUCAAGACAGAAUUUGACGAGUCUCGUCCAUCAACGAUCACACAAUGGUGGAAAGACAGACGCGAUGGUAGUCAGUGGUAUCCAUUGUGGGUUGCCAUCUCCUUGGCCGUCUUGUUUGGUCUCGUUCAGAGCAUAGAGGGCGCGUUACAGGUGUACAAAGCAUUCAACCCUUAGUCUCGCGGAUGGCUGAUGCUGGUAAGCUGGAGGGACGGAAAGAGAGAUAUCCGCCACUAGGAAGAGAAUAAGGAUUAUUUCAACUAGUACCUACUCAGGAGGAUAAAUACGGAUACUAAAUCUCAUCAAGGAGUCUAACAAUUGGAUUAUCG